Molecule: messenger RNA, 153 nt
Organism: Paramecium tetraurelia
Lineage: Eukaryota; Ciliophora; Oligohymenophorea; Peniculida; Parameciidae
Exons: 1
Source: RefSeq, a predicted model, not a curated record
AAUAUAAUGAUUUAGACAACGAGUGCAAUGUGUUUAACUUGUGCAUGUUUAGCAAACUUGAGGGCAAUCAACGAAUAUGUUCCUUGGUUAGUUAGAAUCAUUGUUAGUCACUAAGAAGUUAUCUGUAAUUUGAGAAUAUGGUAGGCAUACUGA